This is a messenger RNA of Balaenoptera acutorostrata (minke whale), 1710 nucleotides long. RefSeq names its product zinc finger protein 789-like. The transcript is spliced from 5 exons. NCBI's taxonomy places the organism in Eukaryota, Metazoa, Chordata, Mammalia, Artiodactyla, Balaenopteridae. The record is from RefSeq and is a predicted model, not a curated record. Gene Ontology annotation, biological process: regulation of DNA-templated transcription. Bases 1169 to 1471 code for a protein of 100 amino acids.
GUUCAUGGAAAUCCCAUCUGGAGGACUGAAUGAAAGUGAAUUCUCCUUGGAAACUCAAAGCUCUGGGGAGAACUCCAGGCAGAACUUUAAAUUUGGGAGUAAUCUGUGUGAAUGGAACUGACAACAGUCAAGGAUGAGGAAAUGAACUUCACCCAUGUGGAGGAGGAACAGCUGAAUUCUGCCCAGCUGAAUUCUGCCCAAAGAUUCUGAAUCUGUCCCUGAAAUGAAAGUGUCCCUUUCAAAGCAGGAAGUUUGUGAAGAAGUAUCAUCUGAAAGGGAGCUGAUAAUAAGACUUACAAAGGAUGAUUCCUGGAACUUCAGAUCGAUAAAAGCCUGGGAAUGUGGAGGCACAUUACAAAGGCAGCAGGGAAAAUGGCAAGUCAUAAUUAAACUCAAGAGAUACACUAUGGAGGAUCGUAAUGAAAUCAGGGAAGGUUCAAACACAAUUAAACAUCAGAAAGUUUACUCAGUGAAAAAGCCUUGGAAGUGCAGUGAGUGUGGCAAGUCCUUCAGUUACUACUCACCAGAGGAUUUAUCCUACACCAGAGGAUUCAUACAGGAGAGAAGCUCUAUCUAUGUAUGUUCUGAAUGUGGAAAGGCCUUCAGCUGGAGCUUGUCACUUAUCCAGCAUCAGAGAAUCCACACUGGAGAGAAAGCCUACGAGUGUCAUGAAUGUGGAAAAGCUUUCAGUCAUCGUUCAGCCCUUAUUCAACAUCAUAUCAUUCAUACCAGAGAAAAGCCCUGUGAGUGCAACGAAUGUGGGAAGGCGUUCAACCAAAGCACGUACCUUAUCCAACGUCACAGAAUACAUACCGGAGAGAAAUCCUAUAAAUGCAAGGAGUGUGGGAAAGCUUUCAAUGACACCUCAUCCCUUAUUCAACAUCAAAGGGCAUACUGGAGAAAAACCCUACGGAUGUAAAGAGUGUGGGAAAGCCUAUAGUGACAGAUCAGGCCUUACUCAACAUCAGAGAACUCACACGGGAAAAGCCGUAUGAAUGUAGUGAAUGUGGGAAGGCCUUCAGUUACUGUUCAGCUCUUAUUCAACAUCAAGGAACCCACACUGGGGAGAAACCUUACAAAUGUAAUGAAUGUGGGAAAGCCUUUCGUGACCGCUCAGCUCAUGUAGGACAACAGAGAACUCAUACUGGAGAGAAACCAUGUAAAUGUGAUGAUUGUGACAAAGCCUUCAGCCAGAGUUCUCUUCUUGUUCAACACCAGACAAUUCAUGCAGGAGAAAAACCCUACAAAUCUUAGCCUGAUGGCCGGGAUCCUGCACCACCUCAGAGACCAGGCCAUGGAAGCCGUGUUCCUGCCAGUCCUGUGGAAGGGGUUGCUGGCCUUUGAGGACGUGGCUGUGUACUUCACCAGGGAAGAGUGGGACGCACUGCACUGGCCUCAGAAGGCCCUCUACAGGGACGUGAUGCUGGACAACUACAGAAACGUGCUCUCCUUGGGUAACGAGUUGGCUUGAAGGUGAGGGGAAUGGGAUUAGGGAGGGCACAUGAGUGUCCCUUACAGUAGGGGUCCCCAACCCUGGGGCUGAGGACCGAUACCGGAUCCGGGCCACACAGCAGGAGGUGAGUGGCAGGCGAGUGAGUGAAGCUUCAUAUGCCACUGCCCAUCGCGUGCAUUACUGCCUGAACCAUCACCCCCCCCAACCCCCAUCCAUGGAAAAAUUGUCUUCCACGAAACUGGUCCCUGGUGCUGGAA